AUGACGACCUUUUUUGGAUUUCCUGGCAGGAGAUUCGCCACGGCCCAGAACCGCGAGGCUAGAUCCCACAGACCACCCGCCGAGGCCGAUCUCCAAAGGACUCUGCUAAGACGGGUCGCGCAGGAGACGAGCGCCGCGACCGACAGGAUGCAGCGGCUCGUAGGAGAACAUACCAAUCUUGCCUGGUCGCAAAAGUAUUCAGCACAUGCACGCAAUAUACCACGCACCCACCCCCCCUUUACCGGCCAUGGCACUACCAUCAAGGUCGUCAACAUGGACACGCUCGACGCCGCCACUGAACUGUGGAGGCGGGCUAUGGAGCAGCGAGAUGCCCGAUCGGGGCGAUAUCCCCGACCUGCUGUCCUCAACUUUGCGAAUGCCGAUAGGCCCGGCGGAGGUUGGUUGAACGGUGCCAUGGCCCAAGAGGAGGCCAUCUGCUACCGCUCCACACUAGCGCGUAGCCUCGACAAACGCCACUACCCGUUGCGUGAAAACGAAGGGAUAUACAGCUCGCGCGUAAUCGUCCUACGUUCCAGCGAGAAAUCGGGCCACAAGUGGUUGCGCUACAAGACCGCUGAAGAUCUGCCCUGGUUCAGCGCUUUAACCAUUGCAGCAAUCUACAAGCCCGAAACGCGGUCCGAGAGGGUUGGGACGCCGCCGCAGUGGACCAAAGUCUUUGCCCGUCAACAAGACCGUGAAGUGACCAAGACCAAGAUGAGGCUGGCAUUGCGUAUGGCGGCGACGAAUGGCCACGACAUGCUCGUCCUUGGUGCCUUUGGCUGCGGCGUCUUCGAGAACCCCCCUUGGGAUGUUGCUCGGUGUUGGCUUGAGGUGCUGAGGGAACAUGCGCAACAACAUGCGCACCAGUGGAGAUGCGUAUGGUUUGCAGUUUAUGACCCACGGGGUCAGGGCAACUUUAGGACGUUCAAAGAGGUAUUGGAUGGAAAAAGGGUUUGA
This is a messenger RNA of Metarhizium acridum CQMa 102, 957 nucleotides long. RefSeq lists its product as uncharacterized. The record is from RefSeq and is a predicted model, not a curated record. NCBI's taxonomy places the organism in Eukaryota, Fungi, Ascomycota, Sordariomycetes, Hypocreales, Clavicipitaceae.